Messenger RNA from Hemicordylus capensis (graceful crag lizard), 6230 nucleotides. RefSeq names its product synaptotagmin 5 (gene SYT5). Gene Ontology annotation, biological process: calcium ion-regulated exocytosis of neurotransmitter; cellular response to calcium ion; synaptic vesicle endocytosis. Gene Ontology annotation, cellular component: dense core granule; axon; synaptic vesicle membrane. The record is from RefSeq and is a predicted model, not a curated record. Lineage: Eukaryota; Metazoa; Chordata; Lepidosauria; Squamata; Cordylidae. Gene Ontology annotation, molecular function: clathrin binding; calcium ion binding; phosphatidylserine binding. The transcript has 9 exons. The coding region runs from base 16 to 1599 and encodes 527 amino acids.
CUCCCAAACAGGUGAAUGCGUGUGAAAACAGAUGUGCUUUAUUUUCAACUGGCAGCCUCACAGAUCUCUUCGCCUCCCAUCUCUCUCUCACACACACACACGCACGCGCGCACACGCACACACCCCACUUCUCGAUCCUUUCCUUUCUUCACUCCCGUAUCUAACCCCACCUCUUCCUUCCCGGCCCCACCCCUCAGCCCACAACGUUUCAGCACCACGAAGCGCGGACAGCUCCCUGGGCGAAAAGCGGGUCGACCAUCCCCUCUGGCUUCUGUGAUUUCUCCAGCCGAGAACCCCAGCCGCGACUUCUGCUUCUGGACGGGAGGAGGAGGGGGCGAGAAAGGUUCAACAAUGAAUGCCGCACGGAGAUCAGCUGUGGAUUCGGAGGCGACGGAGUCCCAGACAGAGACUUCCCUCAAUGCCACGGAGAUGCCCGCCAAGGAGAAUGUUUUUUCAGACAUGAAGGACAAGUUCAUGAACAAACUGGGCAAGCUGCCAAUACCGCCCUGGGCUCUGGCCACCAUCCUCAUCGUUGCCGCCGUCUUACUUCUCUGCUGCUGUUUCUGCACCUGCAAGAAAUGCUGCGGCAAGAAGAAGAAAGGGAAGAAAGGCAAAGACAAAGUGAAGGCACAGAUCAAUAUGAAGGAGGUGAAGGAACUGGGGAAAAGCUACAUUGACAAGGUCCAGCCCGAGAUAGAGGAUCUGGAUCCAUCUCUGCUGCAGGAGCCCAAGGAGGAAAAACCACAGGAGAAGUUGGGGAAACUGCAGUACUCACUUGACUAUGACUUCCAGAGCACCCAGCUGGUGGUGGGCAUUAUACAAGCAGCAGACCUCCCGGCGUUGGAUAUUGGAGGCACCUCUGACCCCUAUGUCAAAGUCUUCCUGCUACCAGAGAAGAAAAAGAAAUUUGAGACCAAAGUCCACCGCAAAACUCUCAACCCCACCUUCAAUGAGUCGUUCACCUUUAAGGUACCCUACUCUGAACUGGGCGGGAAGACCCUCGUCAUGGCUGUCUAUGACUUUGAUCGCUUCUCCAAACAUGAUGCCAUUGGUGAGAUACGUAUCCCCAUGAACACCGUAGACCUGGCACACGUGAUUGAGGAGUGGCGGGACCUGCAGUCUGCAGAGAAAGAAGAGCAUGAGAAGCUGGGUGACGUUUGCUUUUCACUCCGGUAUGUCCCUACAGCUGGGAAGCUGACUGUCAUUGUGCUAGAGGCAAAAAAUCUCAAAAAGAUGGAUGUGGGGGGCUUGUCAGACCCCUAUGUUAAAAUCCAUCUCAUGCAGGGAGGAAAACGGAUCAAGAAGAAGAAAACCACCAUAAAGAAAAAUACACUGAACCCUUAUUACAAUGAGUCCUUCAGUUUUGAAGUGCCUUUUGAGCAAAUCCAGAAAGUGCAAGUUGUCCUGACGGUUCUGGAUUAUGACAAACUGGGCAAGAAUGAAGCCAUCGGGAAGAUCUUUGUGGGCUGUAAUGCCACAGGUGCCGAGCUGCGCCAUUGGUCUGACAUGCUGGCCAAUCCUCGGAGACCAAUCGCCCAGUGGCACACUCUGCAACCUGAAGAAGAAGUGGAUGCGGUGGUUGGCAUAAAGACCUCUUGAUGCCCUUUUCCUGUUGGCCGACUUAUCCGGCAACAGUUCCAUCUCCCGUCCAGAGUGAAUGGGAGUGUGUGGGUGAGGCACCCCUGAAAAUGCGUGUGUGGGAGGGAGUAGCUGUGAGCCUGUCUCUUCUCUCAGAGACAUUUCCUGUUUGAAAAAACAAAAUCUCCAAGAGAAAAAAAAUUCCUCUGUUUUUAAUCCCCUGUGUGAAAAAGGAAGGAAACUUGAGACUGGUGAGAGAUUUGCUAUAGGUUUACUAUGAGGCGUACCAUACAAUUUAAGUAGUUUUAAAUGUUUUGGUUGCAGUUUUGAAUUUGCAUAUGAAAACUGAGCCUUAGGUAACAGUCUUAACAUUAUUGGGUAUAAAUUAUUAUUAUUGGGUAUAAAUUAUAUUACUAUGCUAGAUUUGAAAAGCAGGCCUCAGAUAAACCUUCGUUAAUCUUUUGUGUUUUUUUCUUUGGAUUAAAUUAUAGGUUUGCUAUAAGUUUCUUUAAAAUGUCACCAUUUCAUAAAGAUUUUGGAAAUUGUACUCUGGUGCCAUGUUUGAAAACUAGACCUCAUGUGUAAAUCUAUUGUCAACAAUGUUUACAAAUGUGUUUACAAUAGGUUUACUAAAGGGUUGCAACAAAUUGUGUACUUUGAUGACAUCUACAGCUUUGAAUAUUGUAUUAUACCACUGCUUUAGAAAGCUAGGUCCUAGGUGAAAUCAGAAAUCUUUUCAAACAUAUUUUUAAAAUACAUUUUCUAUAACUUGAUAAUGGUUUCAAUUAUGAUUAAAAUAGCUUUUCCUUUUGGUCAUUGUAUUAUAAAAUAUUUAAAAUCCAGACCUUGUUCAUAGAUGAAAUUGCCUAAAAUAGGGUUGGGUUGGGUCAGGAUAAGGUUGGAAGAUAUGUUGCGUGUUAGUCUCAUAAUAUAUCAAACUUCAGAAACACAGAGGUAAUAUAUCCUAAAGAUUAUAUUACAAAAUAUUCACAUAAUCAUCGGACAAUUAAAAAUUAGCUUUCAUUUUCAAAACUACUGUAUACUUAACAUACAUUUACAAUGGUGUUUUUUUUUUUUAAGAUUACAACAAUUUUAUGAAUUUUGAUGUUAAAGCAUAAUUGAGUGCUAAGCAUCAACCAAUGUAUUAAGAUGUUCACAUAUAGUUUAUUCUGCUUUAUAGCAACUUAAUUUGGGGGCUUUAUAACAGUGUUGCCAUAACCAUUGAGUUGUUUUACAACAUAGUUAACAAAUGCUUUACAACAUAUUUUCAUAAUGUUUAAUAUAGAUAUUAUAGGAAAAUUAUUAUAUACUUUAGGUGGACUUACAACAGGCUAACUACAGGUUUACUAACAACUUUUACCCACCUUACAAUAAUUUUGCUACGUUAACAGAUGUUUACAUUUUUGCUACAACCUUAAGUGGUUUAUUAUACAACUGCAGCAGGUUUACUGUUUGAUAGCCACCAGUAUGAUUUUUUUUAUAAAUGGGGGUGGGGAAACCAUUUGCAAGAUGUUUACUAUACGAUUUACAGCUGGUUUACAAUGGUUUUACAUAGGCUGAAACAUGUUUACAGCACCCUUGCUAUCAAAACAUUACGAGAUAAAUCAGAAGUGUCUAUGACCUACAGGUAAUUACAUACUAGAUAACCUACAUUAGCAAGUACAUUUGCAGCUAAAAUAUGUUUAUUUUAUAGGAUUACAAGCUUUUUUCAGUAGAGCAGAACUGAAGAGGAACCAUGAAUUCUAACCUUAAAAGCCAAUCCGUAAUUAUGUAUUUAAAUAUUGUUGUUCAAAUCUCAGAAUUCAGAUCUGAAAUAUCUGGGCAAGGUUGUGUAUUUUAAUGUACAUUUCUUCUUUUGCUGCCACAGUGCGUAUUGUGUGUGUGAGGCAAUAGGAUGCGGAGAAACCAUCUAAGAAAAUUAUCUGAUUUUGUCCUUGGGAGGAGCCCUGAAAUUCCACUUUGAAUUUCAGUUUCUCCUUGGAGUAACUCAGAAAUUCUCUUUUGAAUUUCACCUUGAGAAAAUUUGAUUUCAGCCCUUAUAAAAUCUGUCACCAGAGUCCAUAAGAGAGCAAACCUUAAAAAAAGAAUGCCAUAUUUCACAAAUUAAAACUUUUGAUAUUGAUAUUAGGAUAUGUUUCCCCUGAUUUUUCAACUUUUGACAAAACAUCCUUUCUGGUCUCAUUUGCAAUACUUUUACCAUACGUUUUAGAAAUGUAAAUUACUUUUGAGGCUCAUCUAAGUGUUUAACACUUAGUCUUUGUCUACCUGAGAGAAAAAUAAGCCUCAGGUGGUAGAAAUAUUAUCACUUGUCAGUGGUCAUUUGCAAAUGAAGUCCAGUUUUCAAAAGAAGGCACCACCCAUUUUCUUGAUAAAAUAUCAGUCAUUUUGACAGUCUUUUGCUGGUGGUGAUAUCAGCAAAAAACAUAGCUUUAUUUCUCAGGGCAUUUGUCUAGUCCUUUUUUCUCUAGGUAUUCUAGAACUAUAGAAUUAUAUUUCUAUAGUCCCUCUCUGCCCCCUACCCCAACUGAGGAAAGAUAGCUGACUUCAACUUCCUAGUUUUGGCUGCAGCAGAACUGCACCUCAACUUAUCACUCUCUUCAAGAGGCAAACAAAUCACAGUAUUAUAUUUUCUGAAAGUUUUGCUUUAAAGGAAAAACAACAGAAGUAAAAGGUAACAGGGAAGGGAAGGGUAACAGAGAGAGAGAGAGAGAGAAUGAACAUAUAUGAACUCCGAUGCAGAGAGAUAGUGAGGCCAUUCACACAAUCAAAAACUGUGUUCUUCCUAGAUUUGAUUGUGUGGAAGCAAGGUAGGAGAAAAAGCUACCCAGGCUUUCCUCCUACCUUGCUUCCACACAGUCACUUCUAGGUUUUCUUCUUACCUUGCUUCCACUCAACUGAAAAUUGGCAGCACUCACAGCUCCCAAACCUGGGUAGAACACAGUUUUUGAUCAUGUGAAUGUCCUCAGUCUGUUGGUAUUGAUCUCCUCUCCUGUGACUGUGAAGGUUUGGUCCUCCACCAUCUUCUCCCACAAACUAGAGUUAAACUGGUUUCCAGUUCAUUGCAGGGGGUAGGAUAGGAAGAUAAUUACCAGGACUGAACAGCACUGGGAUGGGAGAAGCCACUUCUAUAGAUUAUCGACUUGUUCUGGUACACCUUAAUAAAGCCUUUGCCAUGAUGAGAGGUGACAAACCUAUACAGGCCAUAGUCUACACAGGAUUGCCAACCCUCCAGGAUUGGCCUGAAAUCUCCAGGAAUCAGCAUUAAUCUGCACAUGACAAAUGAAAACAAUCCUGGAGAUGUUAAUUGCAUGAUAUAGUAAAAAGUACUGUACGGGGAAUUGUGUGGGGGGAAUUUCUGAAAAUAGCUUCAGUCAGUUGGCAACCCUAAGUCCACUUAAGUUACAAACGCUUCCAGAGAAGCAUGUAGAAAAGCUACAUGUAGAGCCUGUAGAUUUGCCAGAGCACUUGGAAAAUAAUGAUAGAGAUACCCAUUUUUGUCCACAGUCUGCAAAAUCUCCACACCAUUCCUGGGAAAUUCCCAGCCCAAUCCCAAGUAACUCUCCAAGCCCAUUCUCACAUUACUUCCCUCAGAUUUUGCAAAUAUGGAAGCAAUGCAUCUGUGCUCCUAGAAAAAGGGAACAAUAAUAAUAAUGUAUCAAAUAGUAACACAUGGAUUUCAUGUCAAAAAACACAUAUUCACACCUGUUUGUGCAAACUAGAGUUCCUUCACCUUGUAACAGAACUAUUGAUCCAAUCAAUGUCAGUUUGUAACCAGUGGAUUUCUUAAAACGAAUAACUUCCUGUAGAGAUACAGAAAUAAUUCCCCUUCCAUGCUGUGGAGAAGCAUUUAAAAAAAACCAAAACCAAAAAAGAAACCAACCAACCAACAAAAAGACUAGGCCAAGUUUGGUUGCCCAACUCAGGGGCACAGUGGCCAAUGUUUUGUUGCUAGAGUGUUUUUGUAUUUGCAGUGUUGAUAUAAUUGCACAUUCAUCCCCAUCCAUUUCAAUUUAGAAUAUUCUCUGCUCUGUUGACUUCCUUGAAUUCAUCAUAAAUCCAGCCUUACCACCAAAUCUCUCUUAUUUUCAACAGUUAGAGAGGUGAAACAUUCAAAAUGUUGCUUUCCGAGCCAUGAGGAAAUACUGUUUAAAUAUGCCUCACCAACACAUAUUUCAGGUGGCUUAAAUGCCACCUUAUUUUCCUUUCCCUCAGAGACCUUGGUGAGUAGACCAAGAAGAUGGCCUUUUAAGAUGGCUGCCACUGAACUAUUGCUCAGUAAUGUUACUGUCCAUCCACUGAUCCCAGCUGUUAACAAGUUAACCUUCCCAUUCCCUGCUAACAUCCAUCCUCCACCUUUUGGCAUCAGUAGGCAUGCAGAUGCCUAGGUCAACAUGUCCACCAUUGAAAAUAGGCCACCUUCAAGUUUUGAGGAGUUGUGUAAUUGUAAUGCCUGAAGGGAUUGUGUACUUAAGUGCAGAAGGCUUUGUAACUUUGGUGUGUGUUGUUUCUAUCCCCUUCAGUCCUCUCAACCACCCCUUUUAGUGGUACUGUCCUUUCAAAGCUGCCUCCACUCCCUUUUUGAAACCAGUUUUAAUAUUCAUGUAUUUGACCAAGCGGUACUCUUGUCUGUUAAUAAAUAAGAGAUCUCUAUA